UUCCACCAUGUCCAGCCAACCGAAGAUGGCGUCCGAGAUCGGAGCCGCCGAACAGUACGAGAUGGAUCAGCUGGCCGAGGCGGAGAUAUCGCGCCUGCAGAAGCUUCUUCGGACGCUGCUAAACGAGCGUGCCUCGUUCCUGGACACGAAAUCGAAAGCGUUGCGCAAGUUCGACGCCAACAUACGCGUGCUCGAGAAGGAGAAGCAGCAGCUCCAGUUGCAGCUUAACUGCGAGGAGAACGGAACACACUCCAAGCGCGAACAGGAGCUCGAAGCAGUGCUGGAGCUCGCAUACGAUCGGCAGGAAAAAGCGCAACAAGCGCUGAAAGCGAAAAAGGACAGUCUGUGGGAGCUGGAGGGUCACAUCAAGAAAAUUCACCGUGAGAUUGCCGAAAUACGGAACAACGAGGUGACGGACAAUCUGUACAAUGAAACGAUUGCCAAAGCGCAACAGUCCGUCAAGAAGCUGGAGAACCGGCUGGAUGUCGUCAACAAGCGUGCCGGUGCGGUAAUGGCAGAGAACGCGCAACUUCGCCAAACCAUCGAUCACAUGCUGACGGAACGGGCCACCUUUAACAUCAUGUGGGAAAAGUUGGUCAACAAGCUGAACGAAGGCAAACGCUACAUGAUCGAUCUGAUCGAGCAGGCAACCUCGGCGUACGAUACGCGCGAGGAACUCUGCACCAAGUUGCAGAUCCUGAAGGAUAAGGGGCAAAGCGACAAGUUGGCCCACAUCCAGGAGAUGCGUGAGCUGCAACGAAAGCUCGAUCACGACGCAAAGUUGCAGGAGUUCCUUGGAAUAAAGGGACAACGCCGAGCGAACGCAGAGCUUGAAGAGCGUGAAGCACAGAAGCGCAAGAAAAUGUUGGAAAAUCUGGAAAAGCAGUACCAAGAGUACGAACAGAUUAUGACACGCAUUAUGAACUUCUCGGGCGAGGACGACAUCGAUCGACUGGUGGCCAAGUUUAUCAAGAAGGAGGAGGAAAACUUUGCGCUCUUCAACUACGUCAACGAGCUGAGCCACGAGGUGGAAACGCUCACCGAAAGUGUUCAACUGUUGCAGGACAACAUUGCGGAACAGAUAGCAAUCAACGAGUCGAAGGAACAUUCGCAAGAUGAUAAUAUCGAUGCACUGCGCUUGGCCGAACAGGAGUGUCGUGAGGCGGCCGAAACGGCGGCAGAAGUCAAGAUAAAGCUGGACGUUAAGCUAGACGAGCUGCUGAGAAUGGCCGAAAGGAUCUACAAGUUGCUCAUGUGCGACGAAGCACCUAUCUUGAAUCUGCUCAACAACGAACGCCGGGUGACGUUGAACAAUGCCAAACUGUUCCUCGGCAUCAUCGAGCGUCGUGUGCUGAGCAUUAUCAGCAACGUGACGUACAUCGAACCAACGACCAAAAUCCUUGGCAAGAAGGAUCGCGUGCCGAACUUUAACGUGAAGGAAUCAGCCAAGGUGCGCAUCGAACGGAACUAAGAUGGAGAGGCUGGUUUUA
Anopheles maculipalpis is the source of this 1490-nucleotide messenger RNA. RefSeq names its product coiled-coil domain-containing protein 63 (gene Ccdc114). The record is from RefSeq and is a predicted model, not a curated record. NCBI's taxonomy places the organism in Eukaryota, Metazoa, Arthropoda, Insecta, Diptera, Culicidae. Bases 8 to 1471 code for a protein of 487 amino acids. The transcript has 3 exons.